UGUAUGACAACGAGGGACUACGGUCAUGGAAGUGGUGUAUUUUGAUUGGUUGGACUACCUCGUCUUCGGGGCGAUGCUUCUGCUAUCUGCCCUUAUCGGGGUGUACUUCGCUUUCUUUGCGAAACGGAAGCAGAACACCACAUCGGAAUACCUCAUGGGCGGGAAGACGAUGGGCAUGUUUCCCAUAUCCAUGUCACUGAUUGCCAGCUACGUCUCCGGUAUUUCGCUGCUUGGUCUACCAUCCGAAAUGUACACAUACGGGACUCAACUGUGGGCGAUCGUAUUAUCCGAAUGGAUAGUGUCAGUCACUAUAGCUAUUGUGUAUUUACCUGUGUUCUAUAACCUACAAAUCACAUCUACUUAUGAGUACUUACGACUUCGCUUCAACCAAAACGUUCGCCUCUUGGGAUCAAUAAUAUUCAUCAUAAAAAUGAUGCUAUAUAUACCUAUUGUGAUAUACGUUCCUGCACUUGCUUUCAGUCAAGUGACUGGCAUAAAUCUGCAUUUGAUUACCCCGAUAGUUUGCAUCGUGUGUAUCUUCUACACUACAUUAGGUGGAAUUAAGGCUGUUGUAUGGACGGAUACACUACAAACAAUUCUGAUGUACUUUGGCGUGAUAUUUGUUUUGGUGUACGGUACGUGUCGUUUGGGCGGAAUCAAUGAGGUUUUCAGAAUAAACCAGGAAGGCGACCGUUUGGAUUUCUUCAACAUGGAUCCGGAUCCAACGAUUCGGCACACAUUUUGGACAACCGUCGUCGGAAACUAUUUCAGCUGGCUUGCUUCGUGUUCCGUCAACCAGGCUAUGGUGCAAAGAUGUUUGGCGCUUUCUUCGUUGAAAAGAGCACGCAUAACAAUCUUCAUAAUGGCCGCCGGUAUAUAUGUAAUCGUCUCUCUCUGCUGCUACACCGGCCUCGUGAUCUACGCCACGUUCGCCACCUGCGACCCCCUCACCACCGGCGCGAUACGAAAGAGUGACCAGCUGUUACCCUACUUUGUCAUGACCAUCACCGGUUCCGUCCCUGCACUGCCUGGUAUUUUUAUGAGCGGCGUAUUUAGCGCUGCGUUAAGCUCCAUGUCUACCGGUCUUAAUUCCAUGUGUGGAGUCAUUUUCGAGGACCUCAUCCGACCGGCGUAUAAUAAACCAAUAUCGGAAAAGACAGCAAGUUUUAUUAUGAAGGUUAUCGUCGUUGUUAUUGGAGCAACUUGCGUAGCUCUUGUCUUCCUGGUGGAGCACAUGGGAGCCCUGAUCCAAGCUGGUAAAAGCCUGGCUGGUAUAACUGCUGGGAGCCUGUUGGGCCUCUUUACUAUGGGUCUUUUUCUACCGUGGAUAAACGCGACGGGUGCGCUAGCAGGAGGCACCACAUCGACCCUACUCGUGGGUUGGAUCUCUCUUGGGACCCAAGCUGCUAUGCUGCGUGGGGAUAUAGUCAUAGUCCCAAAACCAGUUAGUGUAUCUGGGUGUGAAGGAAACUUUACCUUGCCCACUACCACACACUCUUCUGUAGAAUUUGACAGGUCUGGUACGUUCUUCAUGUAUCGAUUGAGCUACUUAUACUAUACUUUUAUAGGAAUGACAGUUUGUAUCAUAACUGGUGCCAUAGUUUCAUAUUUUACUCAACCCAAUAAUCCUGCUAUGGUACAUAGAGAUCUGCUAACGCCAGUCAUCCACCGUUUCUUACCCCCACAAAGUCCAAACUGUACGAGACCAAGACUCACUCAGCACGAUAUCGAGAUUCAUGCGAGAGAAAUGGAGCACUUGUGUACACAAGCCGCUUUCAUGAGAGAUGCAGCAGACAUCGACUUCUUAUCAACAAAAUCCAAAAGCAACCUCGUCCAAUGACUGUUCUCUAUCAUUCCUUAAUCAAAAUUUUACUCUGCAAACUUCUAGAAAUUCUCCUUUGUUAAUUUAAAAUGCAUUUCUUUUUUAAUGUUGCUCUUGUAUAAAACCCUUCUUAUGUCUGUUAUAAUCGAACGAUGUUAUUAAA
This is a messenger RNA of Zerene cesonia (dogface butterfly), 1985 nucleotides long. RefSeq names its product sodium-coupled monocarboxylate transporter 2-like. Gene Ontology annotation, molecular function: symporter activity. The record is from RefSeq and is a predicted model, not a curated record. The coding region runs from base 26 to 1840 and encodes 604 amino acids. The transcript is spliced from 13 exons. Gene Ontology annotation, cellular component: membrane. Gene Ontology annotation, biological process: transmembrane transport; sodium ion transport. NCBI's taxonomy places the organism in Eukaryota, Metazoa, Arthropoda, Insecta, Lepidoptera, Pieridae.